AUGUCUAAGUCCGACCACAAGUACUAUCCCAUCACCGGUGUCCCGGUCGGAGAUCUCGACCUUCCAAACAUCGGCUUCGACACCCCGGUUCCCAUCCGUCAGAACAUCGACACAUGGAGCAAAGACCCCGAAAAUGAGAAGCAAGUCCAAUUGUUUGUGUUGGGCUUAGACCGCUACCAGAAGAUCGACCCCUUGGAUCGGGACUCAUACUUUCAGGCCGCAGGAAUUCAUGGACAACCUAAUGUACCAUGGGAUGAGCCCAUUGACGCGGACGAGGCAGCGGGUAAGGGAUAUUGUACUCACAACAACAUUCUGUUUCCAAUCUGGCAUCGUGCCUACUUGGCUCUCUAUGAGCAACGUAUUUACGAGUGCAUGCUUGAAAUUAUCCCCAAUUUCCCCGAGGAGGAUCGCGAAGAGUGGACCGAACUUGCCCACUCAUGGCGUCUCCCUUUCUGGGACUUCGGCGCUCAGGUCUCAGUCCCUGAGCUCUGCAAGUAUCCCACAAUUGCUGUUCCAACCUUCGAUGGCAAGGAUUUGUACAAUAUCCCCAACCCGCUCUACCAGUUCCGCAUGCCAACCCACAAGCCUAUGGGCACCGCUGGUAUAAAGGACUUCGUGACUGAGUGGGACGGGGAUGCCAAGCAGGAGCUCUUUUUUAGCGAAUGUAUUGCAACCAGCCGCUGGCCUGAAGAGGGCGAUAAUGCCUCGGGUACAUCGACGUGGAAAUAUGGUGUGGUCAACAACUCCAAGGUCCGGGACGCUUUGACGGCCCCUAAGUGGGAUGAAGGAGGAGAAUAUGGCCAGGCCUCUGAGAUGGUGCACCGUCUGCUCAAUGUUGACAUGGACUAUCUCACCUUUGCCACAACUGGUCUGCAGGGUGAUGACCAACCCGUCGAAAAGGAUCUGAAUCUGGAGUACAUUCACAACAACAUUCACGGUUGGGUUGGAGGUGAUCAUAUGGGUCAUAUGUCUCAGAUCCCCAUGGCGGCUUUCGAUCCCUCGUUCUGGCUCCUACAUUGUAACGCUGACCGCCUCUUUGCCUUGUGGCAAGCCAAAAAUCCGGACAAGUGGUUCACCGAGUCCAAGGUCAAUGCAUUCCUACAAGAUGCUAUCGGUCUACCACCGGGCUCUGUAAUUACCCCCGAGACUGGUCUGCGACCGUUUCACAAAGAUGUGGAGGGAACUCUAAUGGUUUCUGCCGACGUUCGCUAUCCUCAUAAGAUUGGUCACACAUAUCCGGAGCUGCAGACGUGGAAGUACAAGCAGCCAGGCUACCAAAACAAGGAUUUCCAAGCAGAUCUCCAGACUGCCAUCAAUGAUCUAUAUGGAACUUCAAGAAAGACCUUGCUCGAUGCCGGCUCUAAGUUGAAGGGUGUCGAGGUCUCCGAGGACAGCUUCAAAGCUCUUGACUUCUCUUUCAGUGUCCGCUUCCGCAAGUACGCCUUUGGGGGUGAUCCUUUCUGGGUUCGGAUUUACCUGUCCCAGGAUGGAGUUAAGCAGAAUCCUUCUUCGGACAAACUAACUGAAGUUUACAACUUCAGCCAGAAGCCGCAAGACGAGGCAGGAAAGCUUGCAUGUGCCAACUGCAAGGGUAAUGAGAAGAAUGGCCUUAAGGUGAACGCCAAUAUCUCCAUUACGCCGGUACUUCUGAACCUUCUCAAGCUUGGCAAGGACCUGACCAGCCUUAACAAAGACGAGGUUCUCAAGUUCCUCCAGGACAGAGUUUACUGGAGAGUGACCAGGGGAGGCAAGGGAAGUACCUCUAUCAUCGGAGCCACCAAUGACACGACUGUUUUCCAAGAUGCGAGCAAGCCUCCUAUCUUGUCAAACUUCGUGAAAGAGCCCACGAUCUCUGGUGGAAAGGACGGUGCGCUUAGCCCACACCUGAAGCAACCCGUCACUAUCCCCCCUCCCGCCGUGCCUAAGAUCCCCAAGGCGGCUCUCAAGAUCAACACCAACAGGAAAUUCAAGGAGUCUCUCAAGGCCGAUGCUGUCGUCCUGAUUGACUCGAACAGCUUGAAUCUGACCCCGGCCAAGACCAAGGGUAUUGAUAAUACCCAGUUCUACUUCACUGAUGGUAAUAACGACGACGGCAAUAUUCUGUUCCUGCUUUCUAUCCGUCGUGCUGAGAAUGCCAUCGUUUUCAACUCCAGGAUCGACAAUAACUGGGGCAAGGAAGUCCGUGUUAGUCUUGAAGGACGAUUCCGAACUGAUAAGCCAUCUAUCCUUGUCCACGAUCAAGGCGAUGGUUACGAAGUGUUCAUCGAUUGGAAGCACGUCCUGUGGUUCGAGAAGCGGGCCAAGGACAAGAUUGCUAAGACCAUUUCGUACACUGUCAACGAUGGCCAGAAGUCUGUCUUGUCUGCUGGUCUGAAUGUCAAGGUCUAUUCUUCGAUGGCCUCCCUUUUCAACCACUAG
Molecule: messenger RNA, 2418 nt
Organism: Penicillium cosmopolitanum
Lineage: Eukaryota; Fungi; Ascomycota; Eurotiomycetes; Eurotiales; Aspergillaceae
Exons: 6
Coding region: 1-2418 (805 amino acids)
Molecular function (GO): oxidoreductase activity; carbohydrate binding
Source: RefSeq, a predicted model, not a curated record